AACCACCCCAUAUUCCCUCCCAAAAAUGGAAAUCCAUUUCCAGCAGAAACAAGUCAUCCCUGUGAACAAACUGCCCAAAUUCAAAGGCAGAACCCGAAACAACAACAACUCCAAGUUUGUUGGGGUGAGGCAAAGGCCCUCGGGGCGAUGGGUAGCGGAGAUCAAAGACACGACACAGAAGAUACGGAUGUGGCUCGGGACCUACGAGACUGCAGAGGAAGCCGCCUGUGCUUAUGACCAGGCGGCCUGCCUUCUCCGAGGCUCAAACACUCGAACCAACUUCGUCACUUGCCUCCCACCCGACUCUGCCCUCGCCUCGCGCAUCAGAAAAAUAUUCAACACCAAGAAGAAUAAUGCAAAGCGGGCUGAUGAUGUGGGAUCGUAUCACCCGAGCCCUCAACACAACAAUUCAUCAUCUCCCUCUAAUAGUACUACUAGUACUAGUGCCAUUCCUAGUACCACUUUCAAGAUUCCAAAUUUUUCUGAUCAGGAAAUUCAAGAAAGUGGGAAAUUGUUUGAGAAUACUUAUAAGCCUGAUCUGAGCACCUGUUCUGAAGAACAGGAACUCAGAUCUUCAUCAUCAUCAUCUUCUUCUUCAUCUUCUCCAGAACCAAAGCCAAUUGUGUCAUGGAAUUUCCAGCAAGGGCUUGAAUUUGCACAAGAAUUGGUGGAUUUCAACAAGACAGCAGAAAUGGGAUUCUCAGAAUUUGAGAGGAUGAAAGUGGAAAGAUCAAUUUCUGCAUCUUUGUAUGCAGUUCAUGGGGUGCAGGAAUAUAUGCAAGCAGUCAAUGAUCCUGCACAUGAAGCUCUCUGGGAUCUUCCCCCUCUCUGUUCUUUGUUGUACUAAAGAUUAAGGUUGUGAAUUUUGUAUUAUUAUUU
This is a messenger RNA of Ipomoea triloba (trilobed morning glory), 879 nucleotides long. Its product is annotated as ethylene-responsive transcription factor ERN1-like. Gene Ontology annotation, biological process: regulation of DNA-templated transcription. The transcript has a single exon. Gene Ontology annotation, molecular function: DNA binding; DNA-binding transcription factor activity. The record is from RefSeq and is a predicted model, not a curated record. Lineage: Eukaryota; Viridiplantae; Streptophyta; Magnoliopsida; Solanales; Convolvulaceae. Bases 26 to 847 code for a protein of 273 amino acids.